UAAAAUGAGUUUAAACACAAAAAUUCCAGUAAAAUCAUAAUUUAUUUUACUGAUAAUUGUAAUUUAUCUAUUAAGAGAUUUUGCCAACACCAUCCUAAUUUAAUUUUGGGACAACAUGAGCAUGGAAUCUGUAAUUCCCAGUAUUUUCUGGAGUCGGUGAAUGUAAAGCUGCAAUUCCAGGCAGCUGGAACACCUAAAAUUGAGAUACUGGAUCCCAUUCUAAUAGGCUGGAAAAUGAAAUUCCUUAAUUCCCAGUAUUUUGUUGAUUCAGUGAUGCCAGGGAGAUCUCCUAGAACUUAACUGAGCUCCUGGCUCCAACUGCAGCAGUCUGGAAAACGAAAUUCCCGAAUUCCCGCUGUCUCCCCGCCUCAGCUUUUCCGGCCAUUCCCAUCGGGAUUGCCCUCCCUUGAGGGCUUCUUUUACCCCUUAAACCUUCUCAAGCUCAGCAUUUCCUUUUCCUGCCGAAAAACCCCAAACCGGGAGCGGGAAGGGGCGUGGAGAAAAGCGGGAAUUUCCCUCAACUGUCCCCGCCCGGAGCUGUUCUCGCUCGCGAGGCGCUCACAGCGCCGUGAGGGGAACGGAACCCUGAGGGGAACGGAGCCCUCAGGGGAAAGGCUCCGUGAGGGAAGAGAAGCUGUGAGGGGAACAGAGACGUGAAGCGAAAGGCGCCGUGAGGGGGAAAGCGCCGUGAGGAAAAAGGCACCGUGAGGGGACAGCGCCGUGAGGGGACGGUGCCGGUGCCGUGAGGGAACAGCUCCCUGAGGGAGAUGGCGGGAAUGGCGCUUCCAAGGAUUCCCUGGAAUUUUCCCGCUCUCUGCUGGCUUCUGACCGUGCCUAUCUCCGGCUCCCUGGGCUUGGAAUGUCAGGAGCACCAAUACAGCUUCCACGACAAAUGCUGCAGCGACUGCGCCCCAGGAGAGAGGAUGCGGAGCCGCUGCACGGCCUCUGCCGACACUGUGUGCUCGCCAUGCCAGGAUGGAUAUUUCAGCUCCCAGCACCACCACGGCUUCUGCAAAAGCUGCACCAUCUGCAACGCCCGGAAGGGCAGCGUGGAGGUGAAGCCGUGCGAGAAAACCUCAGACAGGGUCUGUGCGUGCCAGGCGGGAUUCCAGCCUGCCGGGGGCGUUCCUGUGGGAAGGGAGUGCUCCCGAUGUCCUGAAGGGACUUUCUCCAGAGGAGGGAACGAGAACUGCCGGCCUUGGACCAACUGCAGCAGCUUUGGGAAGAGCACGCUCCGGGCUGGCACGGGCACAGAGGAUGCCCAGUGCAGCAGCAGCCCUGGCAGUGCCAGCAGCCCCGGCCCACAUCCCUCUCCCACGGAAUCCCCGGAGCACGGGGACCCCUUGCCCACGGAAUUCCCGGAAAAUGGGGACCCCGUGCCCACGGAACUCCCCGAGAACAGCUCCAGGACAUCCAGCCCCAGAGGCAUCCCUGCGGUUUGUCGGGAUCCCGGCGUUCCCGCGGAGCCCGGAUGGGGCUCUUUAUCCCUGCUCCUGCUGUGCCUGCUCCUGCUGAUGGUGAGUGGAAUUUCCAUCCUGCUCCUGAUCAUCCAGGCAGCCCAGAAAAAAACCAGGAAUGGGCCUGGGAGGAGCACCCAGCACAAGGAGGGGAGCUGCAGGAUUCCCAUCCAGGAGGAGCAGAUUGAUUCCAACUCCAGCCUCAUCAAAAACUGACACUGAAAUUCCCACCCUGGGCUGUUCCUGCUUUUCUGAGCCCAUGGAGCUGAAGGAGCACUGGCACUAAUUAGGGUUUGCUUAGUUUGGAGCUCACUUGAGGCUGGUUUGACUCUUUGAUUAACUCAAGAUCUCCCUUUGGAAUUUGGGAGAAUUCUUGAGGGAAUUUUGUGUGGAUAUUUUUUCUUUUGGGCAAAUCCUUGAGCUCUAAAAUUAGGAUCAAGUGGCAAAGCUGAGCUCUAAAGUCAGGAUCAAGUCACACUCAAACCACACUUCAUGAAAUGAAUUUUCCCUCUCUAAUUGCUUUUCCACAAAUUUCGAAAGGAAAUUUUUUUGGGAGAAAAUCCCAAACUCUGGAAUGUCUGGGAGGAGCCCAAAGUGUCCUUUUGCUGAAUGUGAAAUGUUUCCGUAGAAAUUCCAGAAAAAUUGAAUUUUUUAUCAUUCAGAAGUGAUUUUCCCUCCAACUAUCAGCAGAAAAAAAAAGACAAAUAGUCUCAUUCCUGAGGGGGGAAAAAAACUCCUCAAAAAAUGUGAAUUUUAAACCCAUAUCCCAAAGUAUCCCAAAACAUCCAGCAGGGAAUGGAUGCAGGGAUCCCAGAGGUGUUUAAAUCCAUGGAUUUGGAAGAUUUGGGAUAUUUUAUAUGUUAUACAUAUCCAAAGGGGUUUAUACAAUGUAUAGGAAGGUUUGUAUCGUGUACAAAGGGGCAUUUUGGGGAAUAAAACUCUGGAAAAACAAA
Molecule: messenger RNA, 2410 nt
Organism: Melospiza melodia melodia
Lineage: Eukaryota; Metazoa; Chordata; Aves; Passeriformes; Passerellidae
Gene: TNFRSF4
Product: TNF receptor superfamily member 4
Exons: 7
Coding region: 768-1673 (301 amino acids)
Biological process (GO): inflammatory response
Molecular function (GO): protein binding; tumor necrosis factor receptor activity
Source: RefSeq, a predicted model, not a curated record